UAUCAAUCAUAAAACUCACUCAUAAAAAUUAAUAAAAGAUUCAUUUUAAAAAAUCUUAAUAUUUACAAACUUUAAACACUCUUUAAAAAGCAAAUGUAUAAAACAGAAGUUAAUUUGCUUAAUAAAAUAUGCAAAACAGAUUAUUUUAGUAAAUUAAAUACUAAACUUGACAAUCUGGUUGAUUAUAAUAUCAUUUUUAAUGAAUACUGCGAUUUUUUAAUGAUUGAGAAAUACUCCCUACUUUUAAAUGAGCCUAGAAUAAAUUAAUUUAAAUAUAAUCAAUUUUAUUAUGAUGAAGUGAAUCUCAGACAGCAGCUAUUUUCCUAAUUUUAACUAAGUCGAAUUAACCAAACAAUAAAGAUUUCUAAUAUACUUGUUCAACCAUAUAGUAACAAGGGAACUUAUCAAUUAGUAAAAGACUUAGACUCUGAAUUAGAAGCAUAGGCUUAUUUUUUAGAUAAUACAGAAUAUUCUUUUUUAGAUGUGAUAGUCUUUUCUUCUUUACAAAAAUGUAGAAUAUGGCCAAAGCUCUACAAAGAUGGGAAGAAGUCAAAAAAGGAAUUACCUUAGCUUAUUGAUUGGUAUAAAGUAUUUAUGAAUACAUACAAACAUGAAAUUGAAUACUAAUUUGAUCCCAAUAUUGUGACAAGUAAAUACUAAAAAAGACUAGAAAUAUAAAAGAAAGAAAAAAGAUUAGAUAAAAAAUUAAUUGAAGCUGUUUAAAGUAAAUAAUAUGAUUUAAUCCGGAGUCUCAUAGAAGAAGGCUCAGAUAUAGAAAGCAUAGAGUAGUAGAUGUACAAAAAACCAGCUCAUAUAGCAUGUGAACUAGGAGAUAUAGAGCUUUGUAGGUUUAUAGACUAGUUUGGGUGUGAUUGGGAAUCAUUAGAUAAUGAAGAAUAGACUCCUAUAUUCUAUGCAGUUACGAGUGGAAAUUUAGAAGUUGUAAAAUUUCUCAUUGAAGAAAAAAAUGUCAAUCAUUAACAUAAAGAAUUUUAAGAUAGGACUCCAUUUUAUUUGGCUUGUUUCUUAGGAAAUAUGCCUAUUAUUGAAUAUUUAUAUGAAAAAGGUGUGAAUAUUAAUGAGCCAUCAAAGCUCAAGCGCUGUGCACUAAGCAAGGCUUGCUAUUUAGGGCAUGUAGAAGUAGUAAAAUUCCUCGUAUCGAAGCCUGAAACUGAUAUUACUAUGUAAGAUUCUAAAGGUAGAACGGGGAUGCAUAAUGCAGCAUGGGGAAUUGAAGGUGGGAAAGAAGGAAAGAGGAGGGGAACUUUGAAACUCCCAGACUCUCCUUAAUCUAUAGAAAUACUUCAUGAUUAUGGUCAUCCUAUUGAUUUUUAAGAUUUUGAAGGAAACACUCCUUUACUUAGUGCAGCAUCCAGCGAUGCAAGGGAAUCCUUAAGAGUACUAAUAAAUAGAGGCGCAAAUAGAAAUAUUAGGAAUUUUUAUGGAGAAACUCCAGUCUUUUUAGCAGCUAAAUAUGGUCAUACUGAGAUCUUAAAAACCUUAAUUAAUGAAUAUAAAUGUGAUUGGGAAAUGAGAGAUAUUAGAAACACUACUCCUUGCGAAAUAGCUGCUAUAAACUAGAAAUAUGAAUGUUUUGAUAUACUUUUAAAUUUAGAAAUUCAAAACAAUACAGUUAAUGUUGAGAGUUUCAUAAAAAAAAUCAAUGAUGACUACAUCACUCAUGAAGAAUAACUUAAAAUAUUUGAAUUGUACAAUAGUAAAGUAGAUAUUAAGAAUCGUAUUUAAGAUAUAGAAAGUGUAAUCUCUUUUUUGACUAAUUGUACUAAUCCAUAAUUAAUGCUUAGAAUUUAAGAAAUAAUAUUAGAUAGAUUAAAUCCUUCUCACAUUAAACAAUUUUUCAUUAACUUAGCUGAUAAUGGCAAGUAUGAUACAGCAUUUUAAAUCUUAGAGACAUUUGAAUUAAAAUAUAAAGCUUCAGAUAAUCAAAUUUAGGGAAUUCUGUUUGAUCCAUAAGAAAUUUAUAAUUUUAUUAUUAAGGGAGUUAGUGCCACUGAUGAAACAAUAAGUAAACUUCUAUUUAAGGUUAAUAGUGAUUGGAUCAAUUACACAGAUGAUUCAACUAAAAAUAACUUUUUACAUAUAUUAUGUGAAUAGAGGAGAAUGAAAAUAAUAGUAGAUUUAAUUACCAUAAUCAAAGAAAAGAGCAUUAAUCCUGCUUACUCUUUUACAUCUAACAUAUAUUUGCUAAAUAAUAAUUAGUUUUACACAUAGGAUUUUGUUAGAAAAUACUUAAAUGCAGUCAACUCUUAAAACUUAAAUUCGUUAGAUAUAUGUUUACUUUCAAAAGCAAACGACAUUCAUUUGAUCAUAGAUAAUUUUAUUAGGAGCUUUCUUCAUGAAGAACCUUCUUAUCAUUAUGUUAUACCAAGUUAUGACUUUGAAAUGAUUUCCCAAAGAGACACAGAUGUAAAAUAAAUUAUUACACUUGAAGCCAAUAUAUUUUUGUCUCAAACAAUUCACUUAUUUAUAUUUUAUUUUAAAAUAAAUUAGCAUGCUUUAAUCGGUGAAUUAGAAGAAGAAGCGAAAAAGCUCUAAGAACAAAUCAAAUAAAAAAGUGGAGAUCUUUAGCAUUUGAAUUGUUAUUCUUUCUUAGACGACUUAAGUGUAAUUGAUUAGUAAAAAGUGACAGUUGAGGACAAUUCAGAAUAAAACCAGAACAUUGAAAAAUUAUAUCCAAAUAGAAAGUUGUAUUUUAUAAAUUAGAUUGAUUCAGAUGAAUCAAGAAUUCUUAAGGAAGAAAUCGAAAAAAACAGUAUUUUUGGUAUUGACCUUGAGUAUUACUCUGAAAAUAAAGAUAAAAAUCUAGGAUUUGUAUGUACUAUUCAGAUAUCUACAGUUAAUAUGGAUUUUAUGAUAGAUGCUAUGGCAUUAAGAAAUUAGAUAAAUUAAUUACUAAAUAAAUCUCUCUUUUUAAAUAAAACAAAAAUUAAAAUUUUGCAUGGCUGCGAAAACGAUAUCAAGUGGCUUAAAAACGACUUCGAUAUUGAUAUAGUUAAUCUAUUUGAUACAAUGUUUGCAGAAAUGAUUAUUAAAAACAAGCAGCAAUCUUACUCUCUCAAAAAUUUAUCUUAAGACUAUCUAGGUGUAGAACUAGAUAAAUCAUAUUAAAUUUCAGAUUGGAGAAUUAGACCUCUUCCAACUCCAAUGAUGAAUUAUGCAAGAGUCGAUUCUUUUAUUCUGUUGAGACUAUUCCCCAUCAUGAAAUAAAUGCUAACAUCCAAAAAUUUGUUAAAUCAAAUGUUCCUAAAGUGCCUUCUUUUCAUAAUUCGUUAAAGCAAUUCCAAAAAAACACAACAAUUAUAAUAAUGCUAGUAAAAUAAUAAUAAGUGAAAUAUAUUUAAUCUAUUAACAAAUAUUUAAAACAUUUUUAUUCUUAAUAAAUUGAAUGUACUAUAAUAAUUAACAAUACAU
Molecule: messenger RNA, 3432 nt
Organism: Tetrahymena thermophila SB210
Lineage: Eukaryota; Ciliophora; Oligohymenophorea; Hymenostomatida; Tetrahymenidae
Product: 3'-5' exonuclease
Exons: 3
Biological process (GO): nucleobase-containing compound metabolic process
Molecular function (GO): protein binding; nucleic acid binding; 3'-5' exonuclease activity
Source: RefSeq, a predicted model, not a curated record